AUGGACGCUAAUAUUGCGGCGAUCGAAGCCGACGACGAAAAUGCCCCGGACAUCUGGGGAGGUCAUCGCCAAGAGUUCAAAGAAAUACUCCUGAAUGUUUACGACGCCACUGACAAGGUAUCUGAGAUGGUCAAACGCACCGAAAACCACGUCAACACCGAACAGUAUACAAUGCUGGUAUUGAGUACUCGCCAUCUUCGCGAGAGUGUAUACAUGUUACUGCCUCAGGAGCUACACGAUUCUCUCGUCGGCAAGGGGAAAGAAGUCACUAGAGGGAAGUAG
Molecule: messenger RNA, 282 nt
Organism: Colletotrichum higginsianum IMI 349063
Lineage: Eukaryota; Fungi; Ascomycota; Sordariomycetes; Glomerellales; Glomerellaceae
Exons: 1
Coding region: 1-282 (93 amino acids)
Source: RefSeq, a predicted model, not a curated record